ACUCUGUUUCAGAUCCCACUUUUCAAGAUGAAGAACCUGAUACUGGUCUUGUGCCUCCUGGGAACGAGUUCUGCAGUGCCGGUGUUUCCUCGGCAGCCGGGGACACCAGGCAUGGCUAGUUUGAGCCUGGAGACAAUGAGACAAUUGGGCACCUUGCAGGGAUUAAACAUGCUUUCUCAGUAUUCAAGAUUUGGCUUUGGGAAAUCACUUAAUUCUUUGUGGAUGCAUGGUCUCCUCCCACCACAUUCCUCCUUCCCAUGGAUGAGACCAAGGGAACAUGAAACUCAACAGUAUGAAUAUUCUUUGCCUGUGCAUCCCCCACCUCUCCCAUCGCAGCCAUCCCUGCAGCCUCAGCAGCCGGGACAGAAACCUUUCCACCAGCCCAGCGUGAUCACCGCCAUCCAGGACACAGUCCAGAAGGGAGGACCUCAGCCUCCGGUUUACCACGGACAGCCACCCUUGCAGCAGGCAGAGGGGCCAAUGAUUCAACAGCAGGUGGCACCAUCAGAGAAGCCACCAAAGGCCGAGCUACCAGGAAUGGAUUUUGCUGAUCCACAAGGUCCAUCCCUACCAGGAAUGGAUUUUGCUGAUCCCCAAGGUCCAUCCCUACCAGGAAUGGAUUUUGCUGAUCCACAUGGUCCAUCCAUAUUCUCAAUCGCCCGUUUGAUAUCUCAGGGACCGCUGGCCCAAAAUAAACCAUCUUCACUUUAUCCAGGAAUGUUUUACAUGUCCUAUGGAGCAAACCAAUUGAAUGCUCCUACCAGACUUGGCAUCAUGAGCUCAGAAGAAAUGGCGGGAGGCAGAGGAGGCCCCAUGGCCUAUGGAGCCAUUUUCCCAGGAUUUGGAGGCAUGAGGCCGAGCCUUGGAGGGAUGCCUCCCAAUCUAGGCAAGGGUGGGGACUUUACUCUGGAAUUUGACUCCCCCGUCGCUGCAACCAAAGGCCCAGAGAAAGGAGAAGGAGUGGUGCAAGGCUCCCCCGUGCCGGAGGCCAACCUAGCCAAUCCAGAAAACCCAGCUCUCCUUCCAGAGGUAGUAAUGCCUAGUGCCCUUGGAGGGCUUCUUGCUCUCCCAAAGGGCAAUAUUCCCAGCCUGGCCAGGGGCCCUGCAGGGCACAGCAAGGGAUCCCCCAGGGUUACCCCAGCAGCCGCUGACCCACUGAUGACCCCUGGAUUGGCUGAUGGUUAUGAGCCCUAUGCUGCUGAUACGACCACACCCUUAGGAGAAACGACCUUGGAUACCACAGUGACCCCAGACACAGAGCAAACAUCGAUGCCAGGAAACAAGGUCCAGCAGCCCCAUAUUAUGCAUAAUGGGUGGCAUUUCCAAGAGCCCUGAGAGCCUUGAGAUAUCAGCUACUUUGUGUAUGCAUAAGCU
Messenger RNA from Myotis daubentonii (Daubenton's bat), 1374 nucleotides. It is a transcript of the gene AMBN, whose product is annotated as ameloblastin. Gene Ontology annotation, molecular function: structural constituent of tooth enamel; growth factor activity. NCBI's taxonomy places the organism in Eukaryota, Metazoa, Chordata, Mammalia, Chiroptera, Vespertilionidae. The record is from RefSeq and is a predicted model, not a curated record. Gene Ontology annotation, biological process: cell adhesion; odontogenesis of dentin-containing tooth.